Molecule: messenger RNA, 1501 nt
Organism: Ciona intestinalis (vase tunicate)
Lineage: Eukaryota; Metazoa; Chordata; Ascidiacea; Phlebobranchia; Cionidae
Product: putative E3 ubiquitin-protein ligase UBR7
Cellular component (GO): cytoplasm
Molecular function (GO): zinc ion binding; ubiquitin protein ligase activity
Source: RefSeq, a predicted model, not a curated record
UGAAUUAGUCUCACUUGUGUAUUGCGUUGUUGAUAUAUAAUUGUGUAUAACCCAAUCUUCAUUUAGCGCAGGUGUAAGAUAAGAGUUGUGGAAAAUGUCAGAAAAACGAAAAGCUGAUGAUUUGGACAACGAGGAGUCUUUAUCUUUGCAGGAUAUUAUAGCAGAAGAUGACGAGUUAGAAGAAACUGCAAGCGCUGUGCUUGGAGGGAGUGAUGACAAGGAAUGCACGUACACUCAUGGUUAUGUGCAGCGUCAAGCAAUUUACGCAUGCAGCACUUGUGGCACUGGAGAUGAAGAAGCAGGAAUAUGCCUUGCAUGUUCACUAGAGUGUCAUAAUUCCCAUGAGUUGUAUGAACUUUACACCAAGCGCAAUUUUCGGUGUGACUGCGGAAAUUCAAAAUAUCAAGGCUUCAAAUGCAAAUUGGUACCAAAUAAAGCAGCCACCAAUGAGCAGAAUGUUUAUGGCCAGAACUUCAAGGGUUUGUAUUGCACUUGCAAUCGACCGUACCCAGAUGAUGAAGAUGACAUUGAUGAUGAAAUGAUCCAGUGUGUGGUGUGUGAGGAUUGGUACCACACCAGACAUCUCGGUGAAACCAAGUUCACGCCUGGUUUAGAGUAUUCUGAGAUGGUUUGUUUUGAGUGCACAAAGCGUUGCACGUUUUUGCACAAGUACAACGCCAUAUUUGCUGCUCCAACUAAAGUGGAAGCCCUAAGUAGGACGGAUCUGGAUAAAUCAAUUGAUAGAGAAAAAAAUGAUGCUUCAAAUAGCAAUGGUGAAAGCAGCAAGCAUGAAAGUAAAGAAACUGAUACACAAGCCAAAGAUAAAAAUCCGGGUUCCAAUGGAGCAGGUGAGAAUGGAGAUCAUAAAGAUAAAGAAAUUAAGCCAGAGACUGGAAAAAAUAUUUGCAAAAUAAAAGACAUUCCUGCUGUUAAGAUUACAGGGGCAACAUUUUGGCCUUGUGAUUGGCGUUUAGUAUUAUGCAGAUGCGAGGACUGUAAGAGUCUUUAUGAUGAGCUAAAAGUAGCUUUCUUGCUCGAUGAAAACGACACUGUGAGAGCUUAUGAGGAUAAAGGCAAGUUAAAUAGAAACCAAACGACUGGCCUUGAAGCAGUAGAGGGCAUGUCAAGAGUACACCAGAUAGAAAUGAUCCAUGGAUUCAAUAAUAUGAAAGAUGGUUUGUCAGAUUUUCUUAAAUCAUUUGCUGACCAGGGAAAGGUUGUCACUGCCGAUGAUAUAAAAGAAUUCUUCCAAAGAUUGAACCAGAAACGUCAGAGGUUGGAUCUUCCUUAUAACUGUCGCUAAACAUAAUACACCUUGUUCGUUGUUCUUUUAAAACUAUAUGCCUUUGUUUUUUUUAUUACUGUUUUUUUUAUUACUGGUGUUAGCCGUUAUUUUCUAUUUGUUACAUUUAAUAUUUGCUUUUGUAGAAUCUUUUAUACUUUUGGUUGUUGUUAUAUUACUGUGGUUUAUUACAAAUGAAAUAAAAAGGCCAAAUUCCAA